Osmerus eperlanus (European smelt) is the source of this 1592-nucleotide messenger RNA. RefSeq names its product centriolar satellite-associated tubulin polyglutamylase complex regulator 1 (gene cstpp1). Bases 250 to 1245 code for a protein of 331 amino acids. The transcript is spliced from 9 exons. The record is from RefSeq and is a predicted model, not a curated record. Lineage: Eukaryota; Metazoa; Chordata; Actinopteri; Osmeriformes; Osmeridae.
UGGUGGUGCGGUUGUUGUUUAUUUUGCGUCUUCUCCAGUAAAGGGAAACCCGCCCGCAUAGGAUACGCUGGUUUACAAAACAGGGUUACCCGUACGAGUUAGCAUCUACUGUAACCAUGGAAGCUUAAUGUGAAGUCGACUGCAAAAUGGUAGCUAGCUCUAGCUAGAGCUAGGUACUAUAGAAUUGAAGUAACACCAGAUAGCUAGCUAGCUCCAGAAACGUAUGAUUUUUAAAAUACCUAUACUAAUAUGUGCACGAAAAUGAAUCGAUUCAAUCCGGCUCUUUCAGUGGACGAAUACCUUGGCGAGACGAAUGUGCUUUUCUACCUAAAUGAUGCAGUGACUCAACUACUGGAACACAAGGAGGAAUACAUCCAGUUUGGCGUGGUUCGGUACUUUGCUGAGUACUUUAGCAGUGUGAAGAAUGGCAACCAUGUCCUCUUCAGGGAGUACAGCUACAUCAAGGCCACACCUCACAACAGGGCCUCCUUCAUCCGAGUCUUCUGGAGGUGCUACAGGCAGAUUGGGAAGAAUGGAGACCUCCUGGCCAUGCUAGAGUAUAGUUCCCUGCUGCAGCUCCUCUGUCCAGACUUCCCACUGGAGAUGGUUCAGAAUGCAGCCAGGAUUGUUCUGAUGGAAGAUGCCAUGGACUGCCUGCUGUCCUUUUCCGACUUCCUCUACUCAUUCCAACUGCAGUUCUACUUUGAGGAGUUCCUGGAGAGUGUUUCCAUGAUCUACCAGGACCUGCUGUCAGGCAAAAGCCCCAACACAGUCAUCGUUCCCACCUCCACCUCAGUGGAGCAGCUCCACCCGGUGGCGGCUGAGGAGGACGACACCCAGGAGGGGGUGGACUCCUGUCUGUUUGGGGAUUGCAUAGAGGGCCUCUGUGAGAGGUUCAAACACAGCCACCCCUCCACCCCAGCCAUCAGAGAGGUCCUGGAGCAGAGCCAGAAAGUCUCAUUCUACAGCUUCCUCAUGGCUCUGGCAAGGCAUGAAGGCAUCAACCAGGAUAUUGGCGCUCUGCCCAACAAGGCUGAGCUGCUCAUUGACCCAGAAAUGGACCAGGAGGUGGAGAAGCUGAUCUCCCAGGUCGCCAUCAGCCCCACGUCCAACAGCAGCAGCAGUGCUCCAGGGCUGAAGGAGCCCCCCAGGAAGGCUUCCCCUCGCAAGUCCCUGCACCACCGCAAGAGGAUUGAGAUGGAGAGCGAUGGCUCCACAGAGGAGACUGACUCCUCAGAGAACUGACCCCCGACUCCCUCAACCCUGGACCUCCUCCGCCUUUGACCUUGUCCCACCUCUGACCUCUACCAAUCCCUGUCCCCACCCCUGACCUGCUGUACCUUAGACCCCUCUGCUGAACCCUAACUUCUAACCUAGACCUAUAGACCAAGAGCGUGCUAAGUCACACACUCACUGGGUAUUUUGCUGUGGCCUACAGUCACACAAAUCAUCUGUAGAGCAUGACUACUGUCUGGAGCUGGUAAUGUAUCCUGUAGAGAGAAACCAGAUAAAAACUCUGUAGAAAAAAUGCAGUUAAUGUGAUUGUAAAUAAGAAUAUUAGCUAUCUUAUUCCAGCUGUCUGUGUAAAUAAA